Messenger RNA from Penicilliopsis zonata CBS 506.65, 573 nucleotides. RefSeq lists its product as hypothetical. Gene Ontology annotation, cellular component: NatB complex. Bases 1 to 573 code for a protein of 190 amino acids. Lineage: Eukaryota; Fungi; Ascomycota; Eurotiomycetes; Eurotiales; Aspergillaceae. The transcript is spliced from 3 exons. Gene Ontology annotation, molecular function: protein-N-terminal amino-acid acetyltransferase activity. Gene Ontology annotation, biological process: N-terminal peptidyl-methionine acetylation. The record is from RefSeq and is a predicted model, not a curated record.
AUGAGCUACAUCCGGCGAAUGACGCCGACAGAUCUGCUGUCGUUGAAUCUAACCAACCUAGACCCGUUGACGGAGAACUACGAUCUAGGUUUCUACCUCAAUUAUCUCAUGCGAUGGCCGUCUCUCUUCAGCGCCGUCCAAGACCGCAGUGAGGGGAUCGUGGGUUACAUUAUGGGAAAGCUGGAGGAACAGCAUCCCUCGAUGAGGAGUUCGGAACACUACACGCCCUGGCACGGUCAUAUCACGGUGCUCACCGUUGCGCCUGCCUCGCGCCGGCUCGGCCACGCCCGCCGUCUCACAGAGCGGUUGGAGCGCGGCUCGGACAUUAACGAUGCUUGGUUCGUUGAUUUGUACGUCCGGGCAGGGAAUAAGGUGGCCGUAGGGAUGUACAAGGGCAUGGGAUACUCUGUCUUCCGGCGCGUGGUGAACUACUACAGUGACGAUCCAUCGGGGCUCUCAGAAACAGGCGAGGAUGCCUUUGACAUGCGCAAACCGUGCAGUCGCGACAAGAGAUUACAACACGUCCGAGAAAAUGGUGAGGAUUUUCUGGUCAACCCGGAGGACGUCUCAUAG